Heterostelium album PN500 is the source of this 2616-nucleotide messenger RNA. RefSeq lists its product as uncharacterized. Gene Ontology annotation, cellular component: nucleus. Gene Ontology annotation, biological process: rRNA processing. The record is from RefSeq and is a predicted model, not a curated record. Lineage: Eukaryota; Evosea; Eumycetozoa; Acytosteliales; Acytosteliaceae. The coding region runs from base 1 to 2616 and encodes 871 amino acids. The transcript is spliced from 3 exons.
AUGAAGAGAUUAGCAGAUUCAAUUAAUUUCAAUGAUAGAGAAGAAUCAGAGAAUAAAAAUAAAAAGAGAGUGACUAAAAUAAAGUCGGCUGCUCAGUUGCAAGAGGAGAUCAUUGGAAAGGAUGUACAGAAAGUAGUAGAGAAGAAAGAUAAUACAUUGAAUGUUCAGUUGUUACGUUCGAUAAUGGAUUCAUACUUGUCGGACGGUGCUAACAGUGAAUUGAUCACUACAUACAUUCCAGACAUCGUCGCAUUGCUCCACCAACAAGAUUGCUUAGAGUCAAUCAUUGCCGAUCACUCACAGGACAAGUUGAUCCAACAAUGGGUCACUCGUGUCUCGACAAUGGUGAAGGUAGGACACGGUCGUCUUACACUGGCCCUCUACUUAUUGCUCGAGACAAUCAGAGUUUGUGACUACGACCUAAUGCUACAACAUACAGAUCAAUGGAUACGUAUUCUCACUGGAUUAUCAACUCCAUCCACCAACAAUAACAACAAUAAAUCAUCCGAUUCAACAUUAAAUUCACGUGAUUAUAUCACUUCGAUUAUGGCACUUUCACUGCUUGUAGAGAAAGCUUCGAAAUGGAAUGAUCUUCGUCGUGCCAUCGUUGUAAAUGCUACACUCCAACAAAUAUUCACAACCAUUACACUUUCAUUAUCAUCACAACAACAAACUCAACAAUCUUUUGACAAUCAACAAUCUAAAAUCAGUAGUCUCAUUGCUCUAAAGACAUUGUUUGUUUCUUUGACCAGUUCAAUGCGUCCUUACUUAGCACGUACAGAAUCGAUUGCCUAUCCACUGCUUUUGAAGCCAGAUCCAAAGAUUCAAGAGUGUGCAGCUUCUCUCAUCGGUUCGUUGUCGUUAUCAGUCAGUUUGGCCAGUUCCGAUCUCUAUUGGGAUGUAGCGGUCCAACGUCUUAUUAUAGAGCUACACCAUCACGUAUCGAUAUUCUAUCAAGGUGUAGAGGAAAACUCGAAACAACAACAACAAUCCGAAGACUAUCCCAAAACAGUAGUUAUGCCAGCAUCCAAUAAGAUCGGAGCUGGUGAAGAUGCAAUCCUCACACAACUCAACCAUCUUGCCAACGUCGAACUUCCAAAGCUUCCAAACUCUGCAAACAAUCUAUUCCACACCCAACAACGUCUACAAGCAUUCAACGGACUUAUCAACUGUCUCAUCUCCAUACUCACAUCCACAACACAAUCAGCAUGUUCCAUUCCAAUCGAUCCAAUCAUCAAAUUGAUUUGUCGUAUCUUAAACACUGGAUUCACACAAAUUAGAUCAAGAUUAGAAUAUUCAGAUAUUGUUUAUGCACAAUUAGUUGCAGUAAUAGGUCAUUUACAUCAAUAUAGUUAUCAAUUGAUAUCGGUGAUGUCUCAGUGUUUUAGAAAGGCAUUGCUACCAUACUCUAAAACUAUUUCAUCGUUAUUGUUGCGUCCAUUGAGAAUGAGAGAAUCCUAUUCGAAUUCACAAAUUCAAUUGCAAGUUUACCAGUGUAUCUUGGAUGUGAUCGAGUCUUUGGGAUCUUCGUGUACCGAUACAUCCAACACAUCGACCAUCGAUAACGUUGACUCUACUCAUCUCCACAACCCAAUUGCCAACGAGAUUAGAACCAUUGCACUACAGGUAGCCAGUAAAGUUUUACUCUAUUGUGGUAGUUGUUUAUCAAUCUUGAGCAGUAGCAAUAACAAUAGCAAUAACAAUAGUAAUAGUAAUAAUGGUAAUAUUCUAAGAUUUGAAUUGGAUCAAACAGUAUUGUCUUUACUCUUGAAGUGUCAACAGUUACAACAAACAAAGAGACAGUCUGCCGUCUAUCAAGAUUCCAGUUACUCUGACUACAAGUACCGUGCUGCACUUUACAGUUGCUUGAGUGCCAGUGUCUUGCGUCCUAUCGGAUCAUUACCACCCGUUCUUCCCUACGCUCUGAGACUGCUCACCAUUGGAAUGAACGAUGAACAUCCCAAAGUCAGAUCGAAAUGCUCCAAAGGAUUGGCCAUCUCGCAAUCAUUGAUUCAUCCACAAGUACCAAACUUACAGGCUCCACCAAUGACCAGCAUCUCUUUGUCACAAUUAUCAGGUGGUAGUGGUUCCUCUACAACAAACGGUCAUUCUCUCUCCGGUGUCAACCAACAAGAUGAUUUCAUGAAGACAUUCCAACAGAUUGAAUCAUCAAACUAUCAACAGCAAAUGAAUGAGAUUAAUAAUAACGAUGAUGAUGAUGAAGAAGAAGAAGAAGAAGAGGGAUCAAAAGAUAAAUUAGAUAUUUCAUUGAAUGAUCUAUCAGAUGAAGAAGAUGACGACAACAAAGAAGAUCAAGAUAAUGUGGAGGAUGAUGAUGAUGAAGAAGAAGAGGAAGAUGAUGAUGAUGACAAUACAACAAAAACCAAAACAACUACUACCAAUUUAAUGAGCAAUAUGAAAACCAAUUUAUUCGAUCAAUCUUUAUUCAACAAACCAGUAUUAUCAACAAAAGAAUCAAGUAACAAUACAACAAAAUCAUCGACAACAACCACAUUAAUAUCAAAGAAACAAGAAGAUGACCUAGAAGAUGAUGAAGAUGAAGACCUACCAGAUUUAGUAGAUGAACCACCCUCAUCUGAAGAAGACGAUCAAUAA